Talaromyces stipitatus ATCC 10500 is the source of this 237-nucleotide messenger RNA. RefSeq lists its product as uncharacterized. The transcript is spliced from 2 exons. Lineage: Eukaryota; Fungi; Ascomycota; Eurotiomycetes; Eurotiales; Trichocomaceae. The coding region runs from base 1 to 237 and encodes 78 amino acids. The record is from RefSeq and is a predicted model, not a curated record.
AUGGAACUUAUGGAGAAAAAAUACGAAGAGAAUGGUGCCGCUGGGGUGAGAGACCUACAACGGUGGCCGAUGGACUCCGAUGCUGUUGAGUUCCUGGCGGUAACUACAUCGGCGAGCUCUGUGGAUGAACUGAUCAAGCAACCACUCAUUCAGAAGCAUCAGAAUUCCAGACAAACGCUAAUCGGCAUCGCUCGAUUUGCUCUGGUUACUACGACAACCUUUUACUCUUAUCCAUAA